This is a messenger RNA of Neoarthrinium moseri, 1233 nucleotides long. RefSeq lists its product as uncharacterized. Bases 1 to 1233 code for a protein of 410 amino acids. Lineage: Eukaryota; Fungi; Ascomycota; Sordariomycetes; Amphisphaeriales; Apiosporaceae. The record is from RefSeq and is a predicted model, not a curated record. The transcript is spliced from 4 exons. Gene Ontology annotation, molecular function: FMN binding; NADPH dehydrogenase activity.
AUGCCCGCCGCCACCACCCCUCCACCGGCCUUUGCGCCCCUCAAAGCCACAAAACUAUUCACUCCUCUCCGACUGGGUUCAUGCACCCUCGCCCACCGAAUCAUUCAGGCGCCGUUGACUCGCAUGAGGGCGGAGAAGGAGAGCCGCGGUGUUCAUGUUCCAGCAGACAGGGCUGUCGAGUAUUACUCCCAGCGUGCUACUCAAGGUGGACUUCAGCUCACUGAGGCCACCGAUAUCUGCCUCAAUGCAUCGGCUUACCCUGGUGUGCCUGGUAUCUUCACAGCGUCGCAGAUCGCUGGGUGGAGAAAGGUCACAGACGCUGUCCAUGCCAAAGGCGGCUACAUCUUCUGUCAGAUUUGGCACACUGGCAGAGCAUCGGGCCCUGGCCUGCUUGGAGGGCAAACGCCUCUGAGUUCAAGUUCGAUUCCCAUGAGUGGGACGUACUUGGAUGGCAUGGACUGCGCAGCAAACCCACCACGUCCAAUGACGGUAGACGAGAUUGCUCAAACGACAGCGGAGUUUGCUGCCGCUGCAAAGCGCGCUGUUGAAGCUGGGUUCGAUGGGGUGGAGAUUCACAGCGCAAAUGGAUACCUCCUGGAGCAAUUUCUGCAUGACAACAUCAAUACCCGCACGGAUCAAUACGGUGGAUCGGUGGAGAAUCGGUGCCGAUUUACUCUGGAAGUGAUUCGAGCUGUAUGUGACGCAGUCGGUUCCAGCCGCACUGGCAUCCGACUCUCCCCGUUCAAUUAUUUCCAGGAUACAAAGGACAGCGAUCCCAAUGCCCAUUGGUCUUACCUCUGCGGGCAGAUCGCCGGCCUGCCAGAAUCCCAGCGCCCGUGUUACGUUCACAUGGUUGAACCUAGAUUCGAUGAGAAUCUUAGCGAGGAGGAAAAACUGAGUGCUCUGUCGGAGUACACAACCUCGGAAGAGGGAAAGGCGAAGAAGAUCCCUAUGAAUUCAUUGACACCCUUCCGCAAGAUACUUGAGCCGGCAGGAAUCAAGUUUCUUGCGGCGGGAAAUUUCAACCGAGACAACUCGGCAGCCAAGCUUGAAGCGGAUUUGGCGGAUGGUGUCGUCAUGGGACGAUGGUUCAUAUCGAACCCGGACUUGGUCGAGAGAUUAAGAAAUGGUUGGGAUCUCAACAAAUAUGACAGAACCACGUUUUACGGAGCAAGCCCUCCCGAGAAAGGAUAUAUAGAUUAUCCCGUAUUCGAGCAAGAAGUGUCCGCUUAG